AUGGGUAAUUAUUGUAGAAAGAAUAGAGCAAAGGAACCUAAACGUAGAGACAUAGAUGAAUUAGCUGAACGUGAAAAAUUGCAGAAUGAAAUUCCUGAAGAAUCAGAGCAGGUUCCAGAAGAUGUAGAAGAACUUAAAGAUCAACAAGAGGAACCUCCAGAACAAGACGAGUUAAAUGAUGAAGAUAUAGAUUACCCUAUUCAAGAAAAUAAAUCUUUUGAUGAAAAAAACUUAGAUGAUUUAGACAGAUCAAAUUCGGAUAUCUAUUCAGAAUCACACAAAUAUGAUAACACAAGCGAUAAAUUGGAAACAGGUUCACAAUUAACCCUAUCAACAGAUGCUACUGGCAUAGUACAACAAGUUACCAAAUUGACUGAACCAGCCCAUGAAGAAAGUAUAUAUAACACAUAUAAAUCGGUUACACCAUGUGAUAUGAAUAAACUAGACGAAACAGCGAAAGUAUUUUCAAAAAGAUGUGGAUGUGACCUAGGAGAACGUCACGACGAAAAUGCCUGCAAAAUAUGUAGAAAAAUCGACCUCUCUGAUACCCCAUUAUUAAGUUGA
This is a messenger RNA of Plasmodium gonderi, 564 nucleotides long. RefSeq names its product glideosome-associated protein 45. The transcript has a single exon. The record is from RefSeq and is a predicted model, not a curated record. Lineage: Eukaryota; Apicomplexa; Aconoidasida; Haemosporida; Plasmodiidae. Bases 1 to 564 code for a protein of 187 amino acids.